AUGAUUAUUUUAUGGAGUUGGCUUAUACCAUUAAUUACUUUCAUUAAUUCAGUAUUAUUAUUUAAUCCUUUAAAUCAUACUAUAAGUGUAAAUAUGAGUCGUACUGGAAGAUUUCGUGAGUUUUUCUCAAGCAAACGAAACGCAUCGCCACAGAUAUAUCAAAUAUCAACACCAUUGAAUGUUACAAAAAAUAUUCAUGUUUCUUAUGAUCCAACAACAAAAACAUUUCAAGGUUUACCAUCAGAAUGGGAACACGAAGUGAAAAAUUUAUUUGUUCAGUCACAGCCUGAACACAAAGCUCAUGUUAUGACAUGUGCACUGAAAGUUAUUCAGCAAACUAUGCGAGAAAAUAAUAGUCAAACAAAACAUUUGCAUAUUCAAGAUACAUCACAUUCAGAUGGAUUAUCAUAUGAAUCAGGUGAUGAAUUAAGCGAAAUAGAAUAUGAUAUUCGAUCUUCACAAGAAAAACUUAAUGUCAAUACUUCGUCGUCGCCAUUUUCAUCUAAGAAGGAUGAGCCAGUUGAUCAUGCAAGUGCAAAGAAAUAUGCUCUUGGUAAAUUACCAACACAUCUCAAUUCAAGCUCUGAUUUUGUUGAAGAACUUAAGCGUGCUACAAUUAUUCGUAAAAAAGGUUUAAAUACAAAUACUGGAAAAUUGGACGACAACAACAACGACAACGACAACGAUAAUGAUGAUGGUGAUGGUGAUGAUGAUGAUGAUGAUGAUGAUGACGAUAACAAUUCACCUAAAUCUACAACACCGUCAAAUUCACGUCCUCAUACUCCUACACACCUUCAAAAUAGGCAAGGAACUACAACUACCCCAAUGUAUCAAAUUCAUCGUAAUCGUGACACUCUGACCAAUGAGGAUGUAAAAAGCAACCAAUCUUUGUCCACACCACUGUCUUCCAAUGCAUCAAAAUAUAGUCCAACUAAUAAUUCGCCUUUUAAAUAUUCACUUCCGGUACGCCAUCAUAGUAAUAAUGAUAAUUUAUCAGCAAAUAAUAUCAACGGAAAAGAUCAUCAGCAAAAAGAGCAACCUCCUGCAGUACCACCUAAAACAGUGCGGUACAAUGCUGCAACUAACAAAAUUUCGUCUUCUAAUAUUGCUCUUAAUAUUCCAGCAGUAAAUAAAGAGAACACUACAAAUGCUAUGCCUUCAUCACAAUAUUUAAGUUCAUCAAAAGAGUCACAACCUCUAACUUCGCCAACAGAACCACAACCGUUGAUUUUGUCAAAGCCAUCACCACCUCUAAUUUUGCCAAAACAAUCAGAACCUUUGGUUUCGAUAAAACAAUCAGAACCUUUGGUUUCGAUAAAACAAUCAGAACCUUUGGUUUCGAUAAAACAAUCAGAAUCUGUAUCUUCAUCAAAAGAAUUACAACCGAUUCAACGACAUAAAUCGAAAAGUAGUAAACGAAAAAUUACAGAAGAAGAAGCAAUAAAAGAAUUAGAACCGAUAGCUGCAAAAGAUGAUCCGAUUUCAAGAUUUCUUAUAAAGAAAAAAAUUGGUUCAGGAGCAGCUGGUGAUGUUGAUCUAGCCAUUGAUACCAAAACUAAUACAAAAAUAGCAAUAAAACGGAUGCUUUGGUCCAAACAACCACGAAAAGAAUUAAUUGUUGGUGAAAUUCUUGUCAUGAAAACUUGUCGAUUUCGUUCCAUAGUCAAUUUUCUUGAUUGUUAUUUAAGACCAAAUGAAUUAUGGAUUGUUAUGGAAUACAUGAGAGGUGGCCAAUUAACACAAAUUGUUGAACAAACAAUUCUCGAUGAAGGUCAAAUGGCAGCUGUUACAAAAGAAUGUCUUGAAGCAUUACAAUUUCUGCAUAGUAAAAAUAUUAUUCAUCGUGAUGUUAAAUCAGACAAUGUUCUUGUUGGUUUGGAUGGUUCAGUCAAAUUAACCGAUUUUGGCUUUUGUGCUCAACUAGCAAAUACAGAAAGUUUACGAACAACAAUGGUUGGUACUCCUUAUUGGAUGUCACCAGAAGUUAUUAAAAAGCUAAAAUAUGAUAAAAAAGUUGAUAUUUGGUCAUUAGGAAUUCUAGUAAUUGAAAUGAUUGAUGGUUCACCACCGUAUAUAAAUGAACAACCAUUUCGUGCUAUGUGUAAAAUAGCUAUGCAAGAAGAACCUCCAUCAAUAAGUCCGGAAUCGCAAGAACGUAUAUCAAAUGAUGCACAGAAUUUUUUGAAACGUUGUCUGACAAUCGAUCCUAGACAAAGAGCCGAUACAACUGAGCUUCUUGCGCAUCUAUUUAUAAAACGUGCUAAACCAUUGGAAUCACUUGUUCCAAAUAUCAGAGCUGUUUGUAACAACGAAGCAGAUUAA
This is a messenger RNA of Rotaria socialis, 2322 nucleotides long. Lineage: Eukaryota; Metazoa; Rotifera; Eurotatoria; Philodinida; Philodinidae. The record is from the annotation of a GenBank genome assembly.